AUCUUCUCAAGUUCUCAGUUGCCUUUGCGACGUGAAACGAUACUUGUCUCAGUAUUAAGGCAGUCUAAGUUGUAAGGCAGUGGAAAGUUCAAUUCGCCAGCAACUCGCUGAUCUUUGUGAGCCGGGUUGUGAUUACAAAAAAAAAAAAACAAAAAAACAAAAUAAGAAAAAAAAAACAACGAAAAAAAGGCAUAAGCACAAAAUUUCUCUAUCAUCAAUACGGAUUUGGUUAUUAAUUAUUUCUUAAUUAAUGCAAACGUGUUGUGGUCAUUAACUGCUGAGCCAAUGAGUUUAACUGAAUUCGUUAAAUUUGAACACAAAGGCAUUUAUUGAGUUAUAAAAUACGAAGUUAAUUGUAUUAAAAAAUUGCAUUUACAUAUCGCACUUUUUGUGUGUAAGAUUUGAUUUAAUUUGACUUAAUAAAAAUAAAUAUAAAAACUAAAAAAGCAAUAACAAAAACUUAGCUAAAGCAACGAAACUGGAAUCAGAAUCACAAAAGAGAAAACUACAGUAGCAGCAAUACAUGAAGAGAAGCACCUUUAGAAUAGCGCUAAUAACACUAAAACAACAACAACAAUACUUAUUUUGGUAUUAGCAGACACUGGGACCAGCUUCAGUCCAAUAUGAUAAAACCGGUGUUAAUUAGCGUCAUUUGCGUUGCUGCUUUUUUGUGCGGUUUAUCAUCGGCACAAUUCUAUUUCCCCAACGAAGCUACUGAUGUGCCCAACUUUGGACGCUGUAUCACGCCGAACCGCGAGCGUGCGCUGUGCAUCGUCCUGGAUGAUUGUAAAUAUUUGUUCAAUUUGCUGCUUUCCACGCCGCUGCUUGAUUCGGAUAGGCUGUAUUUGAGUCGGAGUCAGUGCGGCUACCAAAAUGGCAAAGUGCUGAUUUGUUGUCCUGAUCGUUACCGAAAUUUCGUUACUAUACCUUCGGUAACACCAACCACACAGGCACCACCUGUCACUCCCAGCAACCUGCUGCCACAGCCUGGCCAGUGCGGCAACGUCUUAUCGAAUCGUAUCUAUGGCGGCAACGUAACGAAAAUCGACGAAUUCCCCUGGAUGGCACUUAUAGAGUACACAAAACCUGGCGGCAGAAAAGGACACCAUUGUGGUGGCUCGCUAAUAAACUCACGCUACGUCAUCACGGCUUCACAUUGCGUCAACGGCGUAGCUAUACCGAGCGAUUGGUCAUUGACUGGCGUGCGGCUUGGCGAAUGGGAUACCACCACCAACCCCGAUUGUGAGAUUGAUGUACGCGGCGAAAAGGAUUGUGCGCCACCAUAUUCGGAUGUGCCAGUGGAGAAGGCAAUAGCACAUCCACAAUAUGUUCCAGAGUCGAGAAAUCAAUUUCACGAUAUUGCACUAUUGCGGCUCACUAAAAGUAUUCAAUACACCGACUUCAUACGGCCCAUUUGUUUGCCGGCGAGUGCCAAUCUACGAUCGGCUACUUUUGAUGGCAUCGUAAUGGAUGUGGCUGGCUGGGGAAAAACGGAGACUGAAUCGACCAGCUCACUUAAGCUGAAAGCAGAGGUCGCUGGCGUGCCUAUGAGCAAAUGCCGUGAGAAAUAUGCAACAGAAAAAAUUUCACUGGAAUCAACACAAAUAUGCGCUGGUGGAAAAGAAGGAGUGGAUUCAUGCCGCGGCGACUCUGGCGGACCACUGAUUAGCUUGGAUAAUACAAAGAAAGCACUAUCUUACUACUUUUUAGCGGGUGUUGUGUCGUUCGGACCAACACCCUGUGGCCUAGACGGCUGGCCGGGGGUCUACACCAGAGUAGGCGACUAUAUGGAUUGGAUUCAAGAGACAAUUCAGCCAUAAGCUUCAUGAAAACCAUCAAUAUUAUAAUUAAGAGUUUACAUUUAAAUUGAAUAUAUAAUUAAAUAUAUUUUUAUUUAAAAAAAUUAUUUAAUAAAAAAUAACUUUACCUGUA
Molecule: messenger RNA, 1932 nt
Organism: Anastrepha obliqua
Lineage: Eukaryota; Metazoa; Arthropoda; Insecta; Diptera; Tephritidae
Product: serine protease easter-like
Exons: 4
Coding region: 624-1820 (398 amino acids)
Biological process (GO): proteolysis
Molecular function (GO): serine-type endopeptidase activity
Source: RefSeq, a predicted model, not a curated record